Molecule: messenger RNA, 3558 nt
Organism: Sander lucioperca (pikeperch)
Lineage: Eukaryota; Metazoa; Chordata; Actinopteri; Perciformes; Percidae
Gene: st6galnac
Product: ST6 (alpha-N-acetyl-neuraminyl-2,3-beta-galactosyl-1,3)-N-acetylgalactosaminide alpha-2,6-sialyltransferase
Exons: 10
Coding region: 606-1973 (455 amino acids)
Molecular function (GO): sialyltransferase activity
Source: RefSeq, a predicted model, not a curated record
GUGUGUCUCCUGUCUGUCAUACGUGUGUUAGUGUGAUUCAGGGUCUCCACACAUUGUGAGCAUAGCAGAGAUCCUUCGAGCUGCCUGCUCAUGUCUAACUUUAUUGCAGGAGCCUGAAGCCUGUGUGAAGUGGGCUUCUUUCUGUCUCUCACCCCCCCCUCCCCUUGCAGCUGAGAAGAGGGGGUUGACCAAUUGCCAGCAGCUGUUGCUCAUUUCACAAUGGUCCCGCCCAUACAGUGCCGAGACUGGCAGUGCUGCUUCACACACUAGAUGAGCAGCAGCAGCAGCAGAGCUCCCAACUUAGAGGAAUAUGUCUACAACCAUCAUGAAGGACAGACUGAGACCACAGAGCACAGAGGAUUUUCUACCGUUGUGCUGAGAGAAGCCCAGAGUGGAGCCCAGAUCCUGUUGUGGGCUAAUUAAAUCCCCAGCAUAACACCACUGACUCCCACCCCGCCUUCCCCUUCCCCUGGUUCACCGGAGAAAAAAAAACAUCGUCUGACUCUUCACCCUCCAUCCUCUGCCUCCUCAUGUUCCUUCAGACGGAGAGGAGGGCAGUGCAAGCACACACAGCCUGCCGGCCGCCGCACACUUCCUGACGGGCGAUGGCGCUCCGGAGGAAGCUGGCGCUCAGCGUGUUGACCGUCAGCUCCCUGCUGUUUUUCUACAUCCUGUGUAUGUACCUGGAGAAUCAUCUGUCCAUAGAGCCUCUGAAACAUUGCCAUGGCUCCACACAGAGACCGAGCAGCAGCUCACAAAACUCUACGGAGCCUCUGGACAGACAGAGCAACAGUGACCAGUCGAGCCACCUGCCCCCCACCUCCAUCCUUCCCCCAGAGCUCUUCUCUGGAACAGUUCUGCAUGAGCACCCACAGACUCCCACUCCAAAGACUCAAACAGUCACAGCUGCUAAACACAAACCAGCAGAGAACAAUUCCCUGGACAAGGUAAAGACAACAGAGCCUCCCUACAUCGGAGACACUUACAUGAGUGAAGACAUCCGACCACAAACGAACUGCCCCGACGGUAUCCGAAGUCGGGUCACCAAAACAGAAUGGAGCGGACGGUUUCGGAGAGACGUUCCUGUCCUGCAGUGGUCCAAACACGUCACUCAUGAACAGCACAAGCGCCUGAGCCACUACCCAGGAGCACAUGGCUGGGGCGGGAUAGAAUACAAGACAUUGGAGGAAACUCUGUCUGUCCUCAACUCUUCUGCUAACUGGCAGCUGCUUGACGACUGGAAAGAUCGCAGGAAUGAAUCCGAGUGCAUCCGCUGCGCCGUGGUGGGGAACGGAGGGAUCCUGAAGGACUCAAAGAAAGGGAAGGAGAUCGACAGUCAUCACUACGUCUUCAGGAGCAAUGGGGCAAUCAUUAAGGGCUUUGAGCAGGACGUGGGGUCUCGGACCACCCACUACACCUUCUCCACCAACACACUGAUGAACUCCAUGAGGAGCUAUGCUCGCGCCGGCUUUAAAGGACCACCUUGGUCUAAAGAAACACGCUAUGUGUUCCUGCCAGAUCACGGCCGUGAUUACCUGCUGAUGAAGGCUGCAGUGACACACACUCCGGUGAACCAAGGACCUGAGAAAGGCAAAGAUCCAUCCAUGUACUUUGGACAGGACGUGUCGGCAGAAAAGCUAAAGAUGUACCACCCCGAUUUCAUCCGUUACCUCCGAAACAGAUUCCUUCGUUCUAAAGCUCUGAAAACCAAAUAUAAGGACAUUUACCGUCCGUCAACAGGCGCUGUGAUGCUGUUGGCUGCACUGCAUACUUGCGACCAGGUGAGUGCGUACGGCUUCAUGACCCCAGACUAUAAGAACUACUCUGACCACUACUACGACAAAACCUACCACGGAGUGGGCUUCUUCAUCAACCAUGACCUGCGGAUGGAAAUGACUCUGUGGCAGCAGCUGCACCAGGAGGGGCUCAUACGACUCUACAUGCACAAGGACUUUGGGUCGAACCAGAAAUGAUGUCAUCCCGUCUAUCUGCACACGAGUUACCAGCACAGUACUGAAGGGAAACAGAUGGACGACUUUUCCUUCCUUGGCUCAAAAUGACUCUGAACUGAGCAAAAACAAAUUAAAUUAGAUUUUUUCACUCAAUGUUUGUGGUCCGCUUUGAUCCAGACUGAAAUAAUUCUACAAACAUUGGACGCAUCAUGAUUAAAUUUGGUACAAAUAUGCAAUGUCCUCAGAGGAUGAAUCCUUAUGACUUUGACGAUUUCCUGAUUUUUUUAUUUAUUUUUUUUAAUUUAUUUUUUUGUCCAACACUUUAUGAGGGAAGGGCGUUGUCCGUUUCUUUGCACCACUUCUCACUUAUCUCACUUGUGUCUUAGUUCCAGAGAAUGAAAGAAACAUGUAUUGGAAAAUGAGUCAGCCCUGCUCUAGUAAAACAAAUAGAAGUGUUAUCAGUAGAUAACAAAUCUCCAGGUCUCCUGAGGACUUCCAAUGAUUCUUUGGGAUUUUAUUUCUUUAUUCUUUUUAUCUGAACAGAUGUAGGUAUUUUAUUUACCACCUCCAAUUCAUUUUAAUGACUGCAGAGGAUCAAAAACAAACUUUGGGCUUGAACUUUAAUUCACAUUAAUAGAUUGUCUUGUUAUGCGAGUGUUUUGGCAUCACAGCGCUGCUAGCGAGACUGCAAGAUGACAAGGUUGCAUCCAACAACAUUUAAAGGUUUUUAAAGUGUUGUUUACACGCUACUACAAACUUAAAGAGUGAUUAAAAUGUUGUUACUCUUCGCCCAAAUUUAGCAAAUCACCAAAACCGUGUUUACGAGGACGAGUUCAGAGCGUAUCAUACAAUCAGUAUCUGGCUGAGUUAAGAGUCGUUUCUUGUUACCGUGCGAUACAGUGUGUUGACAAGGGACAAGACUGCAAAUGAGUUGGCCACUUGCUUAAAAUAUCCUGUCUCCCCGUCCUAAAUAGACGGUCAGAGCGCUGCUGGCAGUGGCCAAGGUCUAUUUUGACAUUUACUAUAUAUGUUCUCUGUGUACGUGUGUGUCUGUGUGUGUUUGACUGGGACUAAAGAGCUCAUUGUGACACAUAUUGGAACCUGAAAGUGUAUUUAGUUUAAGGGAUUUAAUUUAUUUUUUUCAUUGUUCUUACGGUUUUUUAUGGUCACAAGUGUACUUUCUUUUCAAGUUUUUUAUCAAGGUGACACACUGUGAUGAUAAGGACACUGUGUGGGCUCUACUCGACUUUUAGUGCCUUUAUUUUUAAAUGUGAAUCAGUUAGUUUGGAUGAAGCAUUGUGGCUGAGGACGUUUCCACAACAACAAAAACGAGGACGGUGGCAUUUUCACUCUGUUUGAAUUUCGGCACGGUUGCCGAGGACCGCUCUUGUGGAAUCUGCUUCGUCAGCCGCCACACGUGGACUCCUCUGAGCCGUGGCGAUUAAAGUUUAUUAAUAUUUAUUGUUGCCACUCACCUCAGACUGGACUGAGGCAUCACAUCCUCACAUGAUUAAACCGAUACUUUUAAGUGUAUUAACAGCAAAGACAACAUACUGUAGGUCUGAGAUGGAGGGAAGAGAAAAUCAACCAAAGACAAAUCAGGGAA